AUGGCCGCAAUUAAGAAAAGGAAAUACGACGAAGACUACAUUAAGUAUGGUUUCACCAUCAUGGAAAAAAAUAGGAUCGAUCAUCCUCAAUGCGUAGUAUGCCAAGCAGUUCUCAGCAAUGAUGCCUUGAGACCUAGUCGUCUUGAGCGACACUUGACAAAGAACCACAGUGCUUUGAAAGACAAACCAAAAGAGUUUUUUGCUGCUAAACUUCAAAAUUUAAAAUGCAUGAAGCUGGACACUACUGGAACUUUUCAUCAAGCGUUGGCCAAAGUGGGAAGCAAUGAACUGUCAUUGCUCAUCGCUAAAGCCAAGAAAGAGCAUAUAAUAGGAGAAACUCUUCUGAAGCCUUGCUUGUUGAAAGUAGCUGAUAUUGUGCUUGGUGCUGAAAGCAAGAAAAAAAUAUCGGAAAUUUUGCUUUCCAACAAUUCCGUGAAACAUCGCAUCAGUGACAUGGCGAAAGAUUUAAAACUUCAAGUUGUGGAGCCAGUGAAAGCUUCUCCUUUUUUCGCAAUUCAGUGUGAUGAUACCACUGAUGUAGCACAAUGCUGUCAGUUGCUCAUCUACAUUUGAUUAAUUAACGAUGGAACUGUGAAAGAAGAACUGCUUUUUUUGAAGGAAUUGAUGACCACAUCAAAGGCUUCUGAUGUUAUGAAAAUGGUUUCCGACUUUUUUGAAGAAAAUGGACUUUCAUGGGUAAAACUGGUUGGUGUAUGCACAGACAGUGGUCCAGCGAUGCUUGGCUCUUGCUCUGGAUUUGUGACACUAGUGAAGAAAAAAAGUCCAGCCGUAACCACGACUCACUGCAUCAUACACAGACGAGCGUUGGCUGCUAAAACCCUUCCAGAUGCCCUAUGUGACUCAUUGAAUUUGGCCAUCAAAGUUGUCAAUUUUGUGAAGAACAGCGCUUUAAAUACAAGACUUUUUCCAGCUCUGUGCAUGGAUUUGGGAGCGGAUCAUAAAAUUCUUUUGUUUCACAUGGAAGUACGAUGGCUUUCCAAAGGGAACAUGCUUUCGAGAUUAUUCGAACUGAAAGAUGAAGUGGAAAGUUUCCUCAAGCAACAGAAAAAAGAAUUAUAUCAUGCAUUUAUCGACCAAACGUUUCAACUUUCACUGGCAUACCUCGUGGACAUUUUUGAACCUUUGAACAAUCUCAAUUUGAAGCUGCAAGGAAACAACACUGCAAACAUUAUAGUGCACCACAAUGACAUCAAAGCAUUUACAGAAAAAAAUCAAGCUUUGGAAACAUUGAACGCAAGCUCAGAUGCCUAA
This is a messenger RNA of Trachemys scripta elegans, 1272 nucleotides long. RefSeq names its product protein ZBED8-like. The record is from RefSeq and is a predicted model, not a curated record. NCBI's taxonomy places the organism in Eukaryota, Metazoa, Chordata, Testudines, Emydidae.